AACCGAAAUCAAGAGCUGUCGACGCUCAACUGACUGAGCUACCCAGGUACACAUUCAACUUUUAAAAAGAGGGUCUUGCUGCGUAUAAUCUUUUGGGACUUAAAGUUUUCCCUUAAUAUAUGGUUAUCUUCUGGGUCACUGAAGGUCAUUCUUUUUGAAUGGCGUAUACUGUUAAUGCAACACUAGAGUUUAUUUAUCCAGUAUCCUGUUGAUAGUUAUUUAAAUUGUUUUGUUUUCAGGUUCUUGUGAACUACAUACCUAUAAAUAAAAACCACCCAGGUAGUUUUUUUAGAAAAAUCAAAAUGAAGUCUGCUAAUAAAAACAAAAACUAUGAAAUAUUAAAAUAAACAGGAGUGUUUAAAGUAGAAAGUAUGAAUCCCCCUGUCAUCAUAUCCUCAGAGUUAACCAGUGUUACCAUUGGGCUAUCUCUCUCCUGACUGUGUUCUUUUAAAUCUAUAUCUGCAUAUGCAUAUAAUAUAUGUAUGCUAUGCACAUUUUAAUUUUUUAAACAAAAAUGGGAUCUUAACUUGCUAUCUUUCAUAAUGGUAUAUCAUGGGUAUUACUAGCUGUCAAUAUGUAUAACUCACUUCAUCCUUUUUACUUAUUUAUGUAUUUAUUUUUUGUUAAGUAAACUCUGUCCCCACUGUAGGGAUCAGGAUCAUGACCCUGGGAUCAAGAGUCGCAUGCUCUACUAAGCCUGACAGAUGCCCUGCUUUCGUCCUUAUUCGUUAACCUCUCGGGGGCUGAUUUCUGAGGAAGAGUAUGAGACUCUGGAGAAUGUUACAGAUCCCCUGAAGAAAAGUCGAAAGCUGUUAAUUUUGGUACAGAAAAGGGGAGAGGUGAGCUGUCAGCAUUUUCUCAAGUGUUUACUUAGUACUUUUCCAGAGUCAGCUACUGUUGGUGGCUUACAAAACGAAUUUUUAAAACAUAAGAAUAUAGAACCUCUUCAAGCUAUCGGGAUAAGCAAGAAUUCAGAAGAUGUUUUUUCCUCUGGAGAGAAACAGCCCGAGAAUCCUGAAAUCACAGUGUCCUUCAAAGAGAAAGAACACCUGGAUAUGGGAAUUUCUGAGUGCUUCAGGGACACGAAAACUACUUAUAAGGAAGCUGCUUGGUCCUCAAGGGAAAAUGAGGAGGAAUACAACACACCAAAAGGCAUAUUGCCACAUUUAGUUGAGAACGUUAAAUAUGAAAUUCCAGCAACCAUUGAGUAUUUACAGGAUGGACAGAGAUACGAGGAGCCAGAUGAUUCUUUGUACUUAGGAAAAGAGGAAUAUUUUGAAUCUGUUGGACACUCUGAAGAUGGAGAAACCUCUGUGGAAGAAGAGGAUUAUAAUGACUCAGAGCACGGUGUUUAUGAUGGCGAAGAGGGCGCUGCAUAUUCAGAGACCACACAGUUCUCUGAUGAAGAACAGAGUUAUGAGGAUUCCGAAACUGGCAUGUCAUUCGCAGCGGAGGAGGAGAAAAGGAUGGAAGAAAGAAAAAAGGUAUUUAAAGAUGUCCUGUCAUGUUUGAACAUGGAUAGGAGCAGAAAGCUUCUGCCAGAUGUUGUUAAACAAUUCUCCUUAGAUCGAGGAUGUAUGUGGACACCUGAGACUCCAGGAGACUUAGCCUGGAAUUUCCUGAUGAAAGUUCAAGCGCUGGAUGUCACGGCCAGAGAUACAAUCCUCAGACACAAGGUUCUGGGUGAGGGUAACAAAGAGGAACUGCUGACUGGAGUAGAGAAUUUGGAAAUUAGAGACAUACAAACCAUUAAUCCCUUUGAUGUUCUUUGUGCAUCUAUGCUCUGUUCAGACAGCUCGUUGCAACGCGAGGUCAUGUCAAACAUGUAUCAGUGCCGGUUUGCUCUUCCCCUGCUCCUGCCAGAUGCAGAAAACAACAAAAGCAUCUUAAUGCUGGGGGCCAUGAAGGGCAUUGUGAAGAAGUGGUCAGCACAAUCUUCAGGAGGGCCUACAGGGGAUACAGAAAAGUGCCUGACUCUCAUGAAGAUGCCUGUCAUCUCUUUUGUGCGCCUAGGAUACUGUAGCUUCUCCAAGUCCAGAAUUCUCAACACACUGCUUGUCUCUGACCAACUAAAAUCACACAAAAUCUUUCUCCAUCAGGAUUUUACUGGCCCGGUGUUUCCCCGGCAGAUCUCUGACGGCCUGGUAGAGAUAAUGUGGCAUUUUCCUGAUAGCGAUGGUCUAAUGGAAAAUCCUAGUGUUUUCCAAAAGCCUGUUGCUCUGGCCAACCUUCGUGGAGAUCUAGAAAGUUUUUGGACACAGUUUGGUUUCUUGGUGGAAGUUUCCUCAGCUGUGUUUUUUUUCACUGACUACCUAGGUGAGAAGGAGUGGGACUUGCUAAUGUUUUUAGGAGAAGCUGCCACCGAGAGAUUCUACUUUGUCCUCAGUCCCCAGGCCCAGGAGAGUGAAGAGACACAGCUUUUCCAGACGACUCUGAAGUUGAAGCCAUCACAGCUACUGUUUUGGAAGGGGGAGGCACCUGGGGAGAGAGGGAAGAAUAUUGAGGGUCUUCAAGCUGCUCUCCAGGAAGUGAUGUCCUCUUCACUCAGAUGUGUGUCUGUGGAGGACAUGGGCUCCCUGGCCAGGGAGUUGGGAAUCCAGGUAGACCAAGACUUUGAGAAUGUUCAGGGGAUUCAAACUCCCCCUAGUGAAAAUUUGUCUGGAACAGCUAAAGAUGAGAGACAACAAAGACCCAGUCAGUCAGAAAGCUCAUGUGAAAGCCCAGCUGUGAUGCCUGGAGAAUCUGGGGCUAGCCAGAAUCUCCAGAAUUUCUGCCUCCUCCCAGGAUUCGUGCCUCGUCUGGAAAACUGUCCUUUACCAACCAGAAUUGGAGGGAACUUUAGCCACGUUUCUUUGAAAGCCCCCUGGGUUACGGGCUCCCACUUUUGGUCAGAGCAGAGGUCUAAGUGGUUCCGUCCCUGGCCCUUUCAGAAAACAAGGGCCUAUGGUCGAGGUAAAAGUUUUGGGUUUCGGUACUUCCAGCCCCAGAGAUUUUAUUCACCUGAAAGAUUCACGAAAUUUUCAAGAACUGCUUUGGGACAUCCUAUGACUAAAACAAUUGGAGGACUACCAAGACCUGUGUCUCAGCAUGUACACGCCUGGUCCAGGAGACCACAGACAACAGGAGCUCUUGAAAGGUCUGGGGUAGUGGUCUCCCAGGUAGGUCACUCCCACUCCCUGGGUCUGCAGCCAGCAGAAGCAGCUGGGAAGCCACAGCUUAAGCAAGGCUACACCCAUAGAACACAGCCACCAAGGGCACCUGGGAAACCUAUGAAAACAACAUCCCAUAUUGAAGGUUUUUACCCUCAGGCCUUUCAACCAGCAGGAGCCACAAAAAAACCUUUAAGGCCUGCCUCUCAUCAAGGAGCCAAACUGAAGACACAGGAUGGGCCUUUAAAUCCAGCCUUCCAAAGGUCCAGUAGCAAAUGUUUACCCAGCUCUCAGUUCAAACCCAGUCAGCCCAAGCCAUCCCAGGUCAAACACUCUCAACCUGUGCCCUCUCAACCCAAACCCACUCAAACAAAACCCACUGAGUGCCACCCCUCCCACGCUAAACCUUGUCCACCCAAACCCACUCAGCCCAAACCAUGCCCAUCCCAGUCCUCCCAGUGUAAACCUUCUCAGCCCAGGGCCACUCAACCCAAGUCAUCUAAGACUAGUCCUGCACAGGCUAAGGCAUACCAUGCAAGAGCAGGGCCCAAGAAGGCUGGGAAACAUUAAAGUGCUUACUCUAGAGACCUAUGAAACAUAUCCUUAACCCAGACCAUUGCUAUCAUGUGGUAACCUAAAGAAGAGUGGUAGUCAUGGUAAGAGACCACUAUUAUUAGCAUGACACAGAAAAAGAAAAGAUAUACACAACCUAAACGGUAUCAUUAAAACAUUUGUAAGAAUGAUUUUUUCCAACAGGAAAAAUAUGAAACAAUUAAGAGUAGAAUCGAGGAGUAAAUAAAUGAACUAAAUCCAACCUUGAGUAUUAGGUGAUAUAUAACCUGAAUCCGAGGAAUGGGGCUGUUGAGACCACCCCUUAAAAUAAGGCUCAGGCUGCCUGAUUGUUGCAACAAAAAUUGCUCUAAAUGCUGGCUGCUCCAGAGGUGUCUUGGUCAAAAGUUUGUGGUCAAUAUCAGCCACUAAGCAGAUAACCUUGUUUGUUUGGGGGAUGUUUAAAUCAACUUACUUGUGAUAAUAGUUCCAAUUUGCUUGGAUAAUAUAACUCUCUCAUUUGACCCUUACAUAUAGAAAUAAUGAACUAACAACCAAUGAUAUAAAUUAUUUUGCAUUAACUUGGGUAUGAUUUGACUAUGUUUUAUACUUAAAAUGUUUGUAAUAGUUAAGAUAAUUUGGCUUAUUAGAGGAUCUUAUACAUUGUCCUCAAGAUUCCAACUUAAAAUGUAUACUUGAGUUUUUAAUUUUAGAGUUGUGACUUUUUAAGUUGAAAAGAUUAAGAUAGGUUUACAAAGCUUGUAAAAAGCAUUGCAAUGUUUAACAGAACUUAAGAUUUACAAAAUUUACAAUUUUAAUUCAUUGGAUUCAUUAUUAUCCUAAACAUACAGGUAAGUUCUGCUAAUUAGAAGGAUAAGUAAAAGGAAUGUAUUAAAUUUAGAAUAUUUAAGCAAAGUUUAAUUGUAAAUGACAUCAAAUAUUAUUAAAAGGUCACUUUAAAGAUUCAUGUUAAAAUUCACUAGAUGUAGAAAUGAAAUAAUAAGAUUUGUAAAUUGGAUUAAGACCUCUGGUUUUUGGAUUUUGAUUUUUAAAAAAUUAAUACUAAUUUUUAAGUACUAAAAUAACCCUGCUUGUCUUUCCUGGGUUUUUUUUUUUUUUCUUUUUUGCCUUCAAGGACACCAAGGGAAAAAAAUCAUAUUGAUGCAUAGUUAAGAAAUGAUCUUUAAAAAGGAAUAACUAAUCUCUGAGAACAUUCUCAUACUAUAAUAGGUAUCCUUCAUUUGUGCCUGUUUUAAGCAAUUAAUAUUGAGUAUUUAGAGGGUGCUAAAUCUCUAAAGGUUAUUGAAAGGAUGAAGAAAGAAGGGACUAUGCAUGUAGAUUUUUCUAUUUGUCUUUUCAAGAGAAAAAGCAUAACUAUCAUGACUACAAAAUCUUUGAUGUUAAAGUGGAGCUUCUCAAUGAAAAUAAUCUUUUUGUUGUUUAAACUUUUGAAAUGAGCAAUAUUAGUGAUGUUUUAAAAACGUUUUUCUGAACAUUUCUUCAAGAUUAGUUAUUGGAGGAGAGAACUUGUUGGGCUCUUUGUCACCAACAGAUUGUGUCAGUUUGGGUCAUGACCAUACAUAUGUGGUUCAUUCAAAUCGGACACCUUUAGGAGAGUUUAAUAAUCGGACUAUUUAUAAAGGGCUGGACAAGAGGUUUAAACAGUGUAAAAGAGAGGGCAGCACACUGGAUGUGAGUGUGAGGCACAUUGUCACCCCAAGAUCUGAAGGGAGAGAGGGGGUCAGUGCUUUCUCCAGUCAGAAGAGCUGUGUAGGAAGGGUCUUGGGUCUGGCUGGUUGAGGGGGACAGCAGGCUACAGUGACCCACAGGGAGUGAUUCCAGGGAAUAAAUACUCCACACCCGAUCUGAUGGUGCAUCCCCUUGGCCAAAGCCAACCAGAAACCGGGAAACAAGGAACCCACUUAGCCAGUUCAUGUUGAUCAGUUCUUAGGGUUCAGAGCAAGGUGGAGAGUGAACCUGGAGGGGCAAACAGAUGGCACUUAACAGAUUUCUCCCUUUCCAUUUCAUUCUUCCUUCCUUUUCUCUUUUCUCCCUUCUUCCUUCUCUUGCACUUAUUUAUUGAGCAUAUAUUAUGUGUAAGGCAUUGGAGCAGGAACUGAGGAGACGUGGAAAGAGAAUGAGAAAUCCUCCUAUAGUUGUGAGACCCUAUAAGUCUGUUUCCUCUUUAUUAUAAAACUAUAAGCUCAUUGGGGUGCCUGGGUGGCUCAGUCAGUUGAGCGUCCGACUCCUGAUUU
Lynx canadensis (Canada lynx) is the source of this 5953-nucleotide messenger RNA. RefSeq names its product caspase recruitment domain family member 6 (gene CARD6). NCBI's taxonomy places the organism in Eukaryota, Metazoa, Chordata, Mammalia, Carnivora, Felidae. The transcript is spliced from 4 exons. The record is from RefSeq and is a predicted model, not a curated record. The coding region runs from base 705 to 3719 and encodes 1004 amino acids. Gene Ontology annotation, biological process: regulation of apoptotic process.